Molecule: messenger RNA, 2611 nt
Organism: Eurytemora carolleeae
Lineage: Eukaryota; Metazoa; Arthropoda; Copepoda; Calanoida; Temoridae
Product: sorting nexin-29
Exons: 20
Coding region: 123-2483 (786 amino acids)
Molecular function (GO): phosphatidylinositol binding
Source: RefSeq, a predicted model, not a curated record
CGCACAAUAACAUGUCAAUAACAUAACAUCUAUUUGGAAAAGAAACCUUUAAAUUGUGAAAAUCUUGAAAUGCGAUACAGAAGCCACUGGAUGAAAAAUAAACUCCUAAUUUUUGUUUUAAAAUGGCGUCUUCAGCCUCACAGGUGAGACAGAAAUUGCUUGAAAAACUGUUAGACUGCGUUAAAAAAUGUCAGGUUAGAUACGGAGGACGGACUGAGCUUGCUACCGGAGAAGAGGAAACUAUUGUUGAGCUCUGUAGACAAUUGGAGCUGGUCCUGAACCAUGGACUCAGAGAUCAGGAUACUAACUUGGGUCUAGCUGUCAUCAGAAAUGUUCGUGAUUUGGUGGGAGGAGGAGAGGUGGCAGGACGUAACCUCUGGAAUCUACUGAAGAGUUUAUUAAACUCUCAUGAACAGCAGAGGUUUAUGCUCCUCAGUAAGAUUAGCACUGAUCUAGGCAGAGGCAGAGCUUGGAUUAGGUCAAGUUUGAAUGAGCAGAGCUUAGAACGGUUUCUUCUCUCUCUUCUCCGAGAAAAGCAGAAACUAAACCAGAUAUAUGAAGAAUGGGCAUUUUUGAGGGAUGAUGAAAGAUCAGUUUUACUUCCAAGUAUGGCGGCUGGUUUAACAUCUGUGAGAUUUGCAAUCAGAAUUGAUGAUCCCGAACUGAAUGGGGAAUUAGAGAGCGUUCCUCAGGUUUUCUCUAACUCUCUCUCCUCUCUUCUCCCCGUUCUUAAACCAUCCCAAUCUACAAAGGAUCCAAGCCAAGAGAUCGCACAAGGAUCGAAGACUGAUCAAGUUAUCACAACAUCUAAAAGUCGGUCCAAAGUGAAGAAGAAAGUAAAAAGUUCUUCACAAGUUAUAUCAUUUGAGGACUCUAUAUCGACCCCAGAGCUUGGAGAGGAGGCUAUUCCCGAGUCUCCUUUCUCUCCCUUCUCUUCACAACCGACGGACGAUUCGUUUCUAUUCAGCCGGAAACAAGAGGAGCCUGAGGAGGAUUUUAGCUCGGUUCCAAGUCGAAAUAGUAGAUCACCGAAACGGACUGAUUCCUUUAGUUCAGCAGUUUCAAGUGCAUCGGAGCAGACUCGGGAGCGUGUUCAAAGUAUGGAUCUCUACUACGACCCUGUCAGGUUGAAGACGGAGAAGCAGGACACGGAACCAGAUGAUAUUGAUAUAUAUAAUCAACCUUAUAGAACGGAAGAAAGUGAAGACAAUCCAAUAAAAUUUUUAGAUGCCCUUACUCCUGUAACUAAUAAGGACGUGGGAGCUCUGUUCCCUGUUCAUCCCGGAGAUUUAUCCCGGUCCUCUCCCCCGACUAUGCAGCAGGAUGAGUUCGAUUACACUCCUACUUCUAAUCCACUAGAUACAAACUCAUUUAAUGGAAUGCCAAACUUAAAGCUCUCAGUUAAUAAUGAUAAUAUUAGUAAUGUUAGCUCCUGCAGUGGAGAGAGUGAUCGGAGUAAUAAGAGUUUGGGGACAGAGGAACUCAGGAAAGCGCUUUUAUCUGUAAUGGAGAAAAAGGAAGAACUAGAACAGCAACUUAAAACUUUAAGGUCCUCCCUUGAGAGUGAAGCAGUGUCCAACCGAGAAAUAAAAACAGAAUUAGAAAAUCUGAAUUUAAAGAAACAGGAACAGGUUGAAAAGCUGGAAAGUAGGAACAGCGUCCUCUCUCGUGAGAACGAACUCCUCAAACAUCAGCUCAAGAAAUAUGUCGGAGCUGUUCAAAAACUUAGAGACGGACCUCAGGCCUACGAGACCCUGGCUAGGCUGGAGAGCCAGAACGAGAGCAGCGAGAUUAACAACAAGUACGUGGAUUAUCACUUCGAGGCCAGCGAGUACGAAAAGAAGUUGAUCCAGGUAGCUGAGAUGCACGGAGAACUACUUGAAUUUAAUGAAUGUCUGCAGAGAGGAGUACAGAGCCGUGAUGGUGUAAUAAACCGGCUCCGUCAUGAACUAGUUCUGCUCCGUGGUCCCCUACCUGAGGACCAGGAGAACUGGGAUACAUCUAGUCUAGCCAGCUCAGAGAUUAGUGUUGGCAACAGUCGGGUUCUUGUUAAUAUUUGGAUACCUUCGGUGUUUCUUACUGGAGAGGGUUCAAACCGUCAUCAUGUUUAUCAGGUUUAUAUUAGGAUCAGAGAUAGUGAAUGGAAUAUCUACAGAAGAUAUAAUCAGUUCCUUGAAUUCCAUUUACAAACACGGAGAACUGAUCCUGUAGUCUCAUCCUUUAACUUUCCACCAAAGAAAACUGUUGGGAACAGAUCCGAGAGGUUUGUUGAGAGUCGGAGAAAGCAGUUGCAAGCCUAUCUCAGAACUAUUGUCAACUAUUUGGUGAGUACCGACUCCUCUUUAUCUAGUUCUCCGGAGAAAGAAACCCUGAUCCGUCUCAUUCCAUUCUUCUCCGAUACUCCGUCCCCGGAUACUCAGCCAUCCCGUCCCUCUCUCCUCUCCAGGCGGAGCAGGGAAUCUAUUAACCGACUCAAUCUAUGAUUCAGAUUAAAAAUUAUUUAUUUAAAGAUGAAACCCUGGUGAAAAUGGGAAUAAUAUCCAGACCAAAAAUAAUAUUUAUCAUUUAAUUACAAUGAAAUAUAAAUAUAAAUAAAAGAAUAUUAACUACA